UAUGCUAUGUGACAGGCAGUACUCUACAUGCUAUUUUAAGGGCCAUACCUCAUUUCAUCUGCACAUUUACUCUCCGGAAUAGGAAAUGCGUGAAGCCUUUGAGCAGGAGGCCAAGCAGAUCAACAAGCCCAGGCUGAUGGUCACUGCUGCAGUGGCUGCUGGUAUCUCCAACAUCCAGUCUGGCUAUGAGAUCCCCCAGCUGUCCCAGUACCUGGACUACAUCCAUGUCAUGACCUAUGACCUCCAUGGCUCCUGGGAAGGUUACACUGGAGAGAACAGCCCCCUCUACAAAUACCCAACUGACACUGGCAGCAAUGCCUACCUCAAUGUGGACUAUGCCAUGAACUACUGGAAGGACAAUGGGGCCCCAGCAGAGAAGCUCAUCGUUGGAUUCCCUGCCUAUGGACACACUUUCAUCCUGAGCAACCCCUCUAAUACUGGAAUUGGUGCCCCUACCUCUGGUGCUGGUCCUGCUGGCCCCUACACCAGGCAGUCUGGGUUCUGGGCCUACUAUGAGAUCUGCACCUUCCUAAAGAAUGGAGCCACUCAGGCAUGGGAUACCCCUCAAGAUGUGCCCUAUGCCUAUCAGGGCAAUGAGUGGGUUGGUUAUGACAACGUCAAGAGCUUCAAUAUCAAGGCUCAGUGGCUUAAGCAGAACAACUUUGGAGGUGCCAUGGUCUGGGCCAUUGAUCUGGAUGACUUCACUGGCACUUUCUGCAACCAGGGCAAAUUCCCCCUGAUCUCUACCCUCAAGAAUGCCCUUGGCCUGCAGAGUGCAAGUUGCACAGCCCCUGCUCAGCCCAUUGAGCCAAUAACUGCUCCUCCCAGCAGUGGCAGUGGCAGUGGCAGUGGGAGCAGCAGCUCUGGAGGCAGCUCAGGAAGCAGUUCUGGGGGCAGUGGAUUCUGCGCCGGCAAAGCCAAUGGUCUCUACCCCGUGGCAAAUAACAGAAAUGCCUUCUGGCACUGCUUGAAUGGAGUCACGUACCAGCAGAACUGCCAGGCUGGGCUUGUCUUUGACACCAGCUGUGAUUGCUGCAAUUGGGCAUGAACAUGACCUGCAUCUUCAUUCCACAGAUUUCUGAACACAUCCU
Tupaia belangeri chinensis (Chinese tree shrew) is the source of this 1091-nucleotide messenger RNA. Its product is annotated as acidic mammalian chitinase. NCBI's taxonomy places the organism in Eukaryota, Metazoa, Chordata, Mammalia, Scandentia, Tupaiidae. Gene Ontology annotation, cellular component: extracellular region. Gene Ontology annotation, biological process: carbohydrate metabolic process; chitin catabolic process. The transcript has 7 exons. The coding region runs from base 86 to 1048 and encodes 320 amino acids. The record is from RefSeq and is a predicted model, not a curated record. Gene Ontology annotation, molecular function: chitin binding; chitinase activity.